CUGGCGCCUCCGGAGAAAGAAGGAGGAAGAAUGGGAGAGAGUGAACCGAUCGGUUGGUCGCGAACCUCGAGAAUAAAGUGUGUCGAGGUCUUUUCACGGACAGUCGUUUCGUGGCUCGUCCCGUGCAACUGUGAUUGCUUCCUUUACUUAUCUCUUCUUUCUUUUCUUUUUUACUGUCGGUGUUGUGCCUUCUCCCCGCCACAAUUAUCUCAUUCUCUUUCUCUCUUUCUUUCUCUCCCUCUUUCUAUUUCACUCGCCGCUUUCGACGCAUCAUGCAUAACUCGCCGGCAGUACUCUCCGUGACAAUUCUUAGCUAAAAUAGUUCGGCCGUGUCUCUCGUUCGGCCCUGGGUGUCACAGAUGCCAUUCGCGACAUUGUAAACAAACAAACGCCGGGGGAUGUCCUAAAUAAAUUUUUCCCUCUUCUCUUCGAACGAAGAUGUCUUCAUCAAUGGCCCUGAGCCUGUGCAUAAUAUGGAGUCUAUUUGCUAGUUCUAUCUCAUACACCGAAGAAUUCGUGCAUUACCGCACUUAUCCGUACGGAUACAGAAACUUGUACGUCUCGCCGAUGAGAGGAUGGCAAUCCUGGGAUGCCUCCCCUGGACCGAGCAGAUCAGACAAGCCGAUGUAUGCCCGCAGGGACACGCAAAGUCCAUAUACGCACCUGAUGAAGAUAGAGCACGAGCAUAGUGAUCCUCUGGCAACCAUCAGCGAGACUCUAGGCGCCUUGAACACCGUAGGCAAUUAUAUCGUUAAUAUGACGAGAGGCGUCGAAAUCUUAAAUUAUCCGCCGAAGGAAUUGCCCUCAGCAUUGUACACCAUCUCCAAAAAUAUUUUGGGUCGCAAUGUGACGGAUAGUAUAGCGCCCUUAGUACGUAGCGUUGCAUUACCACUGAGGCAAACAAUCACGUCUUCUACACAAACGCCGUCGAUCCAACAACAACAGUCUGGGGAAGAACUUGUAAACAGAGACAGGAGAGAGGAGUCCUCUUUAUCUGUAUGCACGACUGCUGACGGUGGAUCUGGCAAGUGCCAGGAUCUCAGUAAUUGCCCGCAAUUGUUACUUGAUUUUAAUAAGCUGAGGCUCUCGUGGUGCUUUAAGAGGCUAAUUGUGCCAGGAGUUUGCUGCCCAGUAGACAAAAUCAACAAUCCUUCUAUUCCUAAUAUCACUGGAGGUGUAUCUUCCGGGAUCAAUGUUGGACAAUCUUCACGACCAACGAUUCGGCCAACGAAAACCUCUACACCACGUCCAAUACCGCUUUACCCAGUGACAUCCUCGACGACAAGACCUACAACGCAUACUGUCCUGUCGCCAGUCUCGUUGGUCAAUAAUACGAGUGACUUCGAAACAAUAGCGACAAUUGACAACAAUUUUAUUCAAGACGAUAAUGAGUGCGGGAUGAUAUAUUCAGGUGGUCGAGGGCGAGUGGUCGGGGGAGAAGAUGCGCCAUCUGGUCGUUGGCCUUGGAUGGCGGCGAUCUUCCUUCAUGGCUUCCGGCGAACGGAAUUCUGGUGCGGAGGAUCAUUAAUAGGACCACGCCAUAUCCUCACCGCUGCUCAUUGCACGCUUGAUCAGCAUCAGCGACCCUUCUCUGCUCGCCAGUUUACUGUGCGUCUUGGCGAUAUCGAUCUGGAAAACGAUGAUGAGCCCUCAUCACCAGCGACUUAUGCGGUAAAGCAAAUUCACGCGCAUCGAAAAUUUUCACGUGCUAAUUUUCACAACGAUAUCGCCGUCCUCGAACUCACCAGCCUCGUAAGAAGAUCGCCAUAUGUGAUACCCAUUUGCUUGCCACGGUUUCGUGGAGAUUUGUUGGUCGGCACCAGACCAACGGUCGCCGGUUGGGGCAACACUUACUACGGUGGAAAAGACAGCUCCGUUCUACAACAGGCGGUCUUACCUGUGUGGAAGAAUGAGGAUUGCAACAUGGCUUACCUUCAACCAAUUACUAACAAUUUUUUGUGCGCCGGCUAUAAGCAAGGUGGCAAGGACGCGUGUCAAGGUGAUUCGGGUGGACCAUUGAUGUUGCGGAUUAAGGAUCGAUGGACACAAAUUGGCAUUGUCUCGUUCGGAAAUAAAUGUGGAGAACCCGGCUAUCCUGGAGUGUAUACGCGUGUCUCCGAAUAUAUUGACUGGAUUAAAGAUAAUAUCAAGUGAUAGAUGAUGCGGCAGAAUAUUUAUACUAUUGAGCAAAAGUAUUUGCCC
Messenger RNA from Atta colombica, 2202 nucleotides. RefSeq names its product proclotting enzyme-like. The record is from RefSeq and is a predicted model, not a curated record. The coding region runs from base 439 to 2154 and encodes 571 amino acids. NCBI's taxonomy places the organism in Eukaryota, Metazoa, Arthropoda, Insecta, Hymenoptera, Formicidae. Gene Ontology annotation, molecular function: serine-type endopeptidase activity. Gene Ontology annotation, biological process: proteolysis. The transcript is spliced from 8 exons.